Adineta ricciae is the source of this 996-nucleotide messenger RNA. The record is from the annotation of a GenBank genome assembly. Lineage: Eukaryota; Metazoa; Rotifera; Eurotatoria; Adinetida; Adinetidae.
AUGUCAUCAACAGACAUCGCGACAUCGAUUUUGUUUGUUUCAAAACAAUUGGCUAUCUACGGAUAUCUUCUUAUUUUAAUUGCUGGUGUAAUUGGAAAUAUUAUGAACAUACUUGUUUUUUCAUGUUAUAAAUUAUUUCGACGCAAUCACUGUGCUUUUUAUCUUCUUGCCCAAACGAUCAUCGAUUGUUGUUUAUUAGUUAUUGCUUUAUCGUUUCGUAUUCUGGAAUUAGCAUUUACAAUUGAUUACACUCGAACUUCAGUUGUCUGGUGUAAACUAAGACCAAUGAUUGCUCACACGUUAACACUUCUGACAUUUUCAGCGAUCUGUUUUGCAGCGAUUGAUCAGUAUUUAUCAACCAAUUAUCAUGCUUGGUUACGACAAAUGAGCACGUUCAGAUUGUCUCGUGGUCUCGUGUAUAUCAGUAUUAUUGUCUGGAUUCUUUAUGAUUCGAUAUUCUUAUUCUUUUUCGAACUCCAUCCAGACACAGGCUGUAAUAUAUACAAUGCAGAUUUCUCGAAAUAUUACUCAUUUUUUCAUUAUAUCAUAUUGAAUGGAUUUAUACCUAUUCUGAUAUCGACAACUUUUAGUGUAUUGGCUUAUCUCAAUGUUCGUCGGAUUGUUCAAAUGCGGAUGCAAGUAGUUCGAAGAAAACUGGACAAGCAGUUGACAGCUAUGGUUUUAGCCAAAGUCGCAUCUCUUGUCUCUACAGUUCUCCCAUCAAUCGUCUUUCGAAUUUAUGUACUAAACGUUACAGUGAAUUCCACCGACACCGUUCGCAUAGCUAUUCAUCAAUUGGUAUCAAAUAUUGCAUAUGCUUUAUUUUAUAUCAAUCCUGCUUGUACGUUCUAUCUAUUCAUAUUGGUAUCGUCGAGAUUCCGUCGACAAAUUCGAUAUACAUUUGCGUUUUUGAAGGGUUAUGGACGCCGAUGUUGUCGACUUCCAGUGACGAAUCAAAUCGUGCCAGCUAACGAUGAAAGAAGUGAAUUCGAAUGA